This is a messenger RNA of Aspergillus fumigatus Af293, 1563 nucleotides long. Its product is annotated as sugar transporter family protein. The record is from RefSeq and is a predicted model, not a curated record. Gene Ontology annotation, biological process: plasma membrane lactate transport. Gene Ontology annotation, cellular component: plasma membrane. NCBI's taxonomy places the organism in Eukaryota, Fungi, Ascomycota, Eurotiomycetes, Eurotiales, Aspergillaceae. Gene Ontology annotation, molecular function: secondary active monocarboxylate transmembrane transporter activity.
AUGGCCGCGGGGUGGUUCUACUCCCCGAGUCAGAUAGGCCGGUACAUCCUCACCCGAUUUACCAGUCUCAAGCCCCCAAGGAACAAAAUCCGCAAUCCCAUUUCUGUCCUGCGAGAACUGACCACCCACCAAUGGCUCAUGUUUCUGGUUGGCUUCUUGGGAUGGACCUGGGAUUCAUUCGACUUUUUCACCGUAUCGAUGACGGUGACUGAGAUUGCAAAAGACUUUGAUACCUCUGUCACCAGUGUUACCUGGGGCAUCACCGUCACCCUGAUGCUUCGAUCAGUCGGCGCCUUGAUCUCCGGUUUCUUUUCGGAUAGAUACGGAAGGAAAUGGCCGUUCAUAAUCACAUUGUCGGCUUUUAUAGUCCUGGAGCUUGUGUCUGGAUUCUGCCAGAAUCUGCCACAGUUUCUGGGUGUCCGUGCGUUGUACGGAAUAGCAAUGGGAGGUCUCUUUGGCCCGGCCGCUGCCACCGCUCUAGAGGACCUUCCCUACGAUGCUCGCGGAGUGUUAUCGGGUUGUUUUGAAAUGGGAUACGCCGUCGGAUACCUCCUUGCAGCUGCAUUCUACCGCGCCCUGGUCCCCACGACUAGCCACGGCUGGCGCAGUCUGUUCUGGUUCGGCGCUGCUCCCCCAGUCCUCAUUAUCUUCUUCCGCUGGAUGCUCCCCGAGACCAAUCACUUCCAGGUCAUGGUAGCCGAGCGCGAGGAGCGCAUCCGGCUGGCGCACGCAGAGGACGACCACGUCCGCGCGAUGGGCCUUCGCUCGUUCCUGAAAGAUUCCGGCACCGCGUUGAAAGAGAACUGGGUGCUUUUCAUCUACCUCGUCGUCUUGAUGACGGGAUUCAACUCCUGCUCUCAUGGAAGUCAGGACUUUUAUCCCACCUUCCUGAAAGAUCAGGUCGGUCUCCAACCAACCCAGGUCACGGUCAUCACCGUCGUGGGCCAAGCCGGUGCCUUCGUCGGUGCCAACUUCUUCGGCUACAUUAGUACCUUCUUUGGUCGCCGCUUAACCAUGAUGGUGACCUGUGUUAUCGGUGGUGCCUUGGUUCCCGUGUAUAUUCUGCCCCGCGACAUGAGCUUGAUCGCCGCCGUCUUCUGGCAGCAGUUCUGCGUCGGUGGUGUCUGGGGGCCGAUCCCGAUUCAUCUGAUGGAAGUGAAUCCCCCUGCGCUUCGCUCACUUCUAGUUGGCUUGACGUAUCAGCUGGGAAAUCUUGCCUCGUCUGCAUCAGCUACGAUCCAGUCGACGAUUGGGUCGCGGUAUCCUUUGCCUCCCAUUGAAGCUAAUAAGAAGCGCUUCGAUUACGGCAAGGUUAUUGGGAUUUUCCUGGGUGCCGUCUGGGCGUAUAUCCUGUUUUUCCUCUUCUGGGGGCCGGAGAUGUCCGCGGAAGAAAGGGAGGAGGAAGCAGAGGCGGCUAAGUACCUGGAAAACCUUCGUUCAGAGGGGGUCAGUCUGGCUGAGAUUGGAGUUGUGCAGGCGAGGAAGGCCAAGGGGGCUGGGAUGCCACCUCGAGAUAAUGAUGAAGAGAAGGGGAAUGAGGCCAUUACCGAGCACAUUGAGUGA